Verticillium dahliae VdLs.17 is the source of this 3252-nucleotide messenger RNA. Its product is annotated as endoplasmic reticulum mannosyl-oligosaccharide 1,2-alpha-mannosidase. Gene Ontology annotation, molecular function: calcium ion binding; mannosyl-oligosaccharide 1,2-alpha-mannosidase activity. Lineage: Eukaryota; Fungi; Ascomycota; Sordariomycetes; Glomerellales; Plectosphaerellaceae. The coding region runs from base 1 to 3252 and encodes 1083 amino acids. Gene Ontology annotation, cellular component: Golgi membrane; endoplasmic reticulum. The record is from RefSeq and is a predicted model, not a curated record. Gene Ontology annotation, biological process: N-glycan processing; carbohydrate metabolic process. The transcript is spliced from 4 exons.
AUGGUUCGCCGGCGAAGUCGCGUCGUGCUCCUCGUCGCCGUCGCCAUCGUCUUCCUCCUCUAUCGCGUCUUCCAAAACUCCGACUGGGACCCCGCGCGAGCUCCCACGUCUCCCAAGACCAACAUCCCCGCCGGCCACAGCCACCCCGUUGAGCACCCCUUUGAGGACGAGCACGAGCAGAACCCCAUUCCGCCCGCCGCCGCCGCUGAUCAGAAGGCCGACUCGAAACCUGUUGUUAUUCCUGAUGCCGACACCAACCCUCUCUUGACCCCCGGCACCGGUGAUGCUGCUGUCCCCGAGCCUGAACCCAAGCCUGUCGGUCUCGCCUCGCCACCCGCUAAUGACCCUCCUCGCGAUGAUCCCUUCAGGGACACGACCAAGACCGGCCCUGCUCUUCCUGAACCCGACACUGGCAAGCCUGAGAAGUCUGACCAGGUUCUCCACCCUGAAGAAAUUCACAUCCAGAAGCCUCCCAGCCGUCAGCCUCAGGUCACCGAUCCGACCGAUGCCUCCAAGACACAAAUCCAUUGGCGCAAGCAGACCGAGCACUUCCCCGUGCCUACCGAGUCCAUCAUCCCUCUGCCCACCGGCAAGCCCAAGCCGUUCCCCAAGAUCCAGCACGUCUUCACCCCCGAGACUGAAGCGGCUGCCGUCAAGGAAACGCGCCAGAAACGCCUCGCGCUCGUCAAGGCCGAGGCCAAGCGCUCUUGGGAUGGGUACCGCAAAUUUGCCUGGACUCACGACGAGCUGUCGCCCGUGAGCGAGCGCUUCCGUGACCCCUUCUGCGGAUGGGCUGCCACCUUGGUUGACGCCCUCGACACGCUGUGGAUCAUGGGUCUGAAGGACGAGUUCAAAGAAGCUGCCGAGGCCGUUGCUGAUAUUGACUUUACCUACAGCGACAAGCGCCGUGACAUACCCGUGUUCGAGACUAUUAUUCGCUACCUCGGUGGUCUGCUGGCCGCAUACGACGUGAGCGGCGGCCACGAGGGCGACUACCCUGUCUUACUCAACAAGGCGACGGAGCUCGCCGAGAUCCUUAUGGGCGUCUUUGACACACCCAACCGCAUGCCAAUCCUGUACUACAACUGGAUGCCUGACUUUGCCUCGCAGCCUCAUCGUGCUGGCUCGGGCAGCAUUGCUGAGGUUGCGUCCAUGUCGAUGGAGUUCACGCGUCUGGCGCAGCUGACGGGGAACAACAAGUAUUACGAUGCCAUUGCGCGCGUGACCAAUGCUCUGAGGGACCUCCAAGAGCGUGGCACAUCCAUCCCUGGCCUCUUCCCCGAAAACCUUGACAUAUCGGGCUGCAACAAGACGGCUACGGCCGCGCGCAAUGCACUUGCCGAGGAGAAGGCCGAAAUGAGGGGCCAAGGAGGAGGCUGCCAAGCUGCAUCAACCCCAAGGUUACAGGAUGAUGAUGGGUCUGCUCUGCCCAAGGUCGUCGCCCCGGCCGCGAUCAAGGCCGCGGAUGACGCCCCGGCUGUUGAGAAGGAAUCUGCCGCAGGGAGCCAAACAGCUGCCGAUGAAGAACUUGCCGUGGGCGAAGUCCCGGCUUCCAAAUGGUCGAAGCCUGCUGGCGGAACGCCCAACGCCCCUGAGGACCCAGCUGUAGCUCGCCGUGCCCUCCCAGUGGAUCCCGCUGGCGAUGUCCAGGCAGAACUUGAUCCCAACAAGAAGGACAAGAGCUUCCAGACGUCCGACGACUUGCCAUCCUACCCCGGCUCGACCACCGGAGACGAGCGAUCGCAGGCGCCUAUCGCCGCUGACGGCAAGUUCGCCAGCUGGGGACUCAUGGGCGGGCAGCCAGGAUUCGGCGUACGAGUAUUUCCCCAAAGAGGACCUUUGCUCGGCGGCCUGGCCCCCGAGUACAAGGACCUGCACAUUGGCACAGUCGAGGCUGUCAGGAAACAUCUGCUCUAUCGCGCCAUGGCCCCCAAGGAUAGAGACGUGCUCUUCUCGGCUAAAAUCGUGACCUCGGGUGACGUUGCCACUGACGCCCGGCACGAGUACGAGGUCACGCAUCUGACAUGUUUCCUCGGCGGUAUGUUCGGGCUCGGCGCUCAGAUGUACGAUCGUCCUGAGGAUCUUGAGAUCGCCAAGAAGCUGACAGACGGUUGCGUGUGGGCCUACGAGUCGAUGCCGUCCGGGAUCAUGCCCGAAGGGUCAAAUGUCGUUCCUUGCGCCUCGAUGGAGAGCUGCCCAUACAACGAGACCCUUUGGUGGCAGUAUCUCGACCCGUCGGCAGAGUACCGUGACAACAGCGUCAAGGAAUGGGAGGAAAAGCAGGCGCAGAAGCAAAUCAAGCAGGUCGCAAAGCCGGCCGAGGACGACGAACAGGGUCAGCUGCGGGCUCAGCAGGAGGAGCGCAGAAAGGCCGAAGCUGCUGCGGCCGCCCCAGACGAACCCCCGACGGCACCUGCUCCCGGGACCGAGGCCGGGGCGACCAAGGAGAUGUUCAACGACGAUGCGCCUCGCAGGCCUAUGCCUGUCGAUGAUGAAGUGAUGAUCCAGCCAAAUUUCGACGAGGAGGUGAAGCUCCCCGAGUUUGAUGACAUCAAAGUUCCUGAGGUCGAGGUACCUGUGGUCGAGGCGCCCGUGGUCAAUGUUCCUGUCGAGGAAGUGCCUGUGGCGCCAGCUGGAGAUGCCCAUGAAGGGCAUGUCCACGCCAAGAGGGCACCUCCCCCCGUGGAGGACCCGAGCAACCCAGGCACUAUAGACACGCUGGUAACCAAGCAAGUUCCUCCUACAGACAACACGCAGAAUGUUGCGGGUGGCGUCAUCGGGCAAAUGGCCAUCGACGACACUACGGCCCUCACGCCCCCAGCAGCACCAGCGACGAUCCCAGAGCGGCCAGACCCCAAGCCUAUGAACCAUGAGGAGUUCGUCAACAACCGCAUCGAGACGGAGCGCAUCCCGCCCGGCUUCUCAGCCAUCAACCACCGCCACUACAUCCUACGGCCCGAGGCCAUCGAGUCCGUCUGGUACAUGUAUCGCAUUACCGGCGAUCCUAUCUGGCAGGAAAAGGGCUGGCGCAUGUUCGAGGCCGUUGUCAAGGCCACGGCCACGUCCAUCGGCAACAGCGCCAUCGAGGAUGUGACAUCGACGCAGCCGACCAAGAACGACGAGAUGGAGAGUUUCUGGCUUGCUGAGACACUCAAGUACUUCUACCUGCUGUUCGCGGAUACCGAUGUCAUCAGUCUUGAUGACUGGGUGUUGAACACGGAGGCGCAUCCCUUCCGGAGGCCCAAGGAGUAG